GUGCUUCCUCAAUGAAACUGGAAAAUACUAUCAUACUAUUUAGUACUUAUGGUUAUAUUUGGAAGCUAUCUUCAUUUGUUAUGGAAUUCGUGAUACAGCCUUUACGUUUAUUGCAUUUGACACACAAUUUUUACGAAAGUUCGGUGAUGAUCGCAAAGUUACAUCUCACUCAUUCGAUUUUUCCUUUGUUUUAAUUCCAUAGCAGCGCAUGGAAGAAUGAUGUGGUUGCCUGCUAACAGGGGUGUUACUUUUUGUUAUGUCUCUGUGUAUGUCUUACUACAUAUAUAGCACAAAAUUCACAUUAAAAUAGUUGUGAUAAGUACCUGGCAGUACCAUGUUCUGAUAGAUACCAAGUCUACUAGCAUUCCAUGAAAUGGAUUCCAGUUAUCAUUUGGAAUGUCAUUGCUGAAGUCUGCAAGACAUCUGAACCAUGACUUUCUUCACCAAUGUCUGUCAUUAUUUCCUGGGAAGAUAUCUCUUCGCCUUUGCAUAUGGAUCAAGUGUGUUCAAUCAGAAGAACAACACAAAAGCAGACCGGAUGGUGGACUUCAUCUUUGCUGUAGAUGAUCCUCAGGCAUGGCAUGAAGCCAACAUAGCGAAGAACCCGCGCCAUUACUCCUUCUUAAAAUAUUUGGGUAGUGGCACAGUUGCGUCUUGCCAAAAAGACUAUGGUGCUAAGGUGUAUUUCAACACACUGAUACCUGUAGAAAAUGGGACCAUCAAAUACGGCGUGAUCUCGACAGCGGCGCUGCUCUCCGACCUGCUGGACUGGGACACGCUGUACGUGGCCGGCCGGCUGCACAAGCCGUGCCGCGUCCUGCUGCCGCCCGCCAAUGACGACCUGCAGACAGCGAUGAAGCUCAACCUGCAGUCGGCGCUGCACACGGCGCUGCUGCUGCUGCCCAGCCACUUCACCGAGCGCGAGCUCUACACCAAGAUCACCUCGCUGUCGUACACAGGCGACUUCCGCAUGUGGGUAGGCGAGGACAAGAACAAGGUGGCCAACAUCGUGGACGGUCAGGUGGCGGAGUUCUGCGAGCUGUACGCGCCGGCGCGCGAGUCGCUGUCCGAGUACAUGGAGGUGGUGGAGGGGGCGGGUCGGCAGGACGUGUCGCCGGCCGCGCGGCUCUACCACCUGACCAUGCUGCCGCGCGAACUUCAGCAGGUGUGCCUGGCGCGCCGCUGGAACCGCGACGGCCGACACCGGGACGUGGAGGACGUGCUGCGCGCCGCAGCCUGCGACAUCUACUCCAGCGGCGUCAUCGUCAGAGGUCUGGGCGACAUCGUGCGCAUGCGCAACAUCGCGCAGAGCGUCAAGGGCGUGUUGACGGCUGGCGUGGUCAAGUCGGUCCGCUACAGCGCGCGCAAGCUGGUCAAGAUGUUUCGGAGCAUGUGGAGGUGACCCCCGGGACGGCGCCGGGUGGCCCGGGCGUCCCCCCGGGCCGCGUCGCCGACCCCCUGCACAGACGCGGGCCGGGUGUCGGCGGAGAGUGCCGGCGGCCCAGCUGGCAAGGGCUUAGUGGCCACUCUUAGUGUCAGAGCUCUUAGAGGUGAAAAAGAGGAACCCCGUGCGGUUUUCUGCCUGCGCUCGAUGCUCAAGCUGUUUGAUCCGUGCCGCCCGUGAUAUCGGUGCAAACGGCCUCUAGUCGUUCUUGUAGACCUGUGGUUAGCGUGGUCCGAAAGAGUGCGCAUGGGUUCCUGUGGAGUGUGCGUGUGCCUGUGCUAAACUGGUGAAAGAUGUUUGGGUGACGUCAAUGUCGCGCUUUUCGGAGGUGACCGAUUACAAUUAUUGGCUGUUAGCGCGCCAUUAAUACGCCUUGUGCGCUGUGAGGUAUGAACGUGUGACACAACUGUUGUGGUCCUGAGAACGCAGGUGCGUGCUAGUACAGUCACAUGUCAGUGCAUGCAUUCAUCUGUAUUGAGCCACCCCAUUUGCCUCAGGUAUGUAACGCUCCGCGAUGUCCGCCAUGAUCAUGUGCUCUUACCUCGGUGUAAUUUCAGCCAAUUACUCGGAAGUUUAUAACAACAUUGUGACCGGCAAUAUAGUCUGGUGCAGCUG
Pollicipes pollicipes is the source of this 2059-nucleotide messenger RNA. Its product is annotated as phosphatidate cytidylyltransferase, mitochondrial. Lineage: Eukaryota; Metazoa; Arthropoda; Thecostraca; Pollicipedomorpha; Pollicipedidae. Gene Ontology annotation, molecular function: phosphatidate cytidylyltransferase activity. Bases 431 to 1402 code for a protein of 323 amino acids. Gene Ontology annotation, biological process: cardiolipin biosynthetic process; CDP-diacylglycerol biosynthetic process. Gene Ontology annotation, cellular component: mitochondrion. The record is from RefSeq and is a predicted model, not a curated record. The transcript is spliced from 8 exons.